GCAGAGGUCGUUAAAAACAAAGAUGCGCUCACUUUCAGUUUGCGUGUGUGUGUGUGUGUGUGUGUGUGUGUGUACGUGCCAAUAAACGCGUCUACUUCACGAUAUAAGAGCGACACAGUCAGAAUGAUGCUCCAGAAUCUCCAGCGAAACUUCAGCAGUUUUUUAGGAAACUUCAGUGUAGCAGGUGAAAGAUGUACGGAGGAUUUCUCCAGCUGCUCAAGAAGAGGAAGGAGCUGAUUCCUUUGAUAGGGUUUGUGGGAUGUGCAGCUCUUGGAGCAGCAGCAGCUUCGGUUUACUUCUUACUGACCAAACCAGAUGUGAUUUUAAACAAGACGAGGAACCCGGAGCCUUGGGAGACAUUAGAUCCAUCAAGACCACAGAAGCUCUUAACUAUUAACCAGCAGUGGAAGCCAGUGGAGGAGCUGGAGCUGCUGAAGAAACUGACCAAAUGAUGGCCCUCUCUUCUGAACGUCUUUGUUCAUUUUAUGGGAUGCUGGCUCUGCUAUCUCAACUCAAUGUACUUUAAGCUCUGUGCCUUUAACUGUGAAGAUCGCCUGUAAACUGGAUGUGAACUUAAAUAAAAUGAUGACGUGAAUUAAAAGUGAA
Molecule: messenger RNA, 606 nt
Organism: Puntigrus tetrazona (Sumatra barb)
Lineage: Eukaryota; Metazoa; Chordata; Actinopteri; Cypriniformes; Cyprinidae
Gene: coxfa4l3
Product: chromosome 18 C15orf48 homolog
Exons: 5
Coding region: 192-452 (86 amino acids)
Source: RefSeq, a predicted model, not a curated record